Molecule: messenger RNA, 940 nt
Organism: Polyodon spathula (Mississippi paddlefish)
Lineage: Eukaryota; Metazoa; Chordata; Actinopteri; Acipenseriformes; Polyodontidae
Product: COMM domain-containing protein 5-like
Cellular component (GO): nucleus
Source: RefSeq, a predicted model, not a curated record
AUGCGAAUCACGCAGGAAACAGCUACGGUUUCCAUCAGAGCAGAGAUGGUGUUUAUUUGUAUUUACUUUUUCAACUGUAAUAUAGUGUUAUGUUUAUAUAUAAUUACGUAUAGGUGUAGGAAUCAUUGGAGAAUGCGCGUUACCGUGCCUGAUGAAUGAGCACGGGUUUUACUACAGUGACCAGCAGCGCUAUGCUAUCGAUAGUUUGUGACAGGACUGAAGUGAGGUGUACCGUACUAACAUCAAAACAAGUUUCAAACUCGAGGCUAUCAUCAUGUCAUCUGCCGCAGGUCAGCCGAGCGAUAGAACCGGCUUCCUCGGAGCGAGGAUCCCCUCAGAGGUGGAGGUCAUGGCCGAACACUUGAAGGAUUUUGAUAAAGAAGUGUUCAGAACAAUCCUCAAAGCUGUUGUAAGCGCUUUGGAAGGAAAGGACUGCAGAGAAUCUGUGGCUGCCAUCGCUGAGCAUGGGAAUCUCUCUGAAGAGCAGUUAAGCUACAUUAUAGCAGGAAUGUACACUCUGCUGAAGGAAGCAUUGCGACUCCCAGCCUCCUCCCUCAAACAGGAGGUCUUCAAGGAAGAUUUACGGGAUAUUAGGGUAUCGGAGGAGUUCAUUGCAGAUUUUGCCAGCUUGAUCUUCGGCAGUAGGCGAGCGGUGCUCAAGAGUGCAGCUGCUCAGGAGGGAAUUCGAUGGCCAGGCAUUGCUGGUUUCAGGUGGAGAGUAGACGUGGCCAUCUCAACAAGCUCUUUAGCCCGUACGCUGCAGCCCUUCAUACUGAUGCAGCUGACUGAUGGGAAUGCCCACCGCUUUGAGGUGCCCGUUUCCAAGUUCCAAGAGCUUCGCUACAACGUUGCCCUGAUCUUGAAGGAAAUGAACAACUUGGAGAAAAGAAGUGUGCUGAAAAUUCAAGACUGAAUCGGUUCAGCUUGUUAAACCCUAAAA